Caenorhabditis elegans is the source of this 423-nucleotide messenger RNA. It is a transcript of the gene smrn-1, whose product is annotated as Nipped-B-like protein B. Bases 1 to 423 code for a protein of 140 amino acids. The record is from RefSeq and is marked reviewed. The transcript is spliced from 2 exons. NCBI's taxonomy places the organism in Eukaryota, Metazoa, Nematoda, Chromadorea, Rhabditida, Rhabditidae.
AUGGAACGAACGACGACGGAAGGAAGAAACCGGUGGCGAUGGUCUGGAGUUGAAUUGGAUCGAGAUCACACUCACAAGAUCUCGAACCACAAUGGAUUGAGAUGGAACGAUGGACUCGAAUGGAACAAUCGGGAUCAGCGGACAGGAUGGAUCAAGAUGGCGGAUGGACGACGACGACGACGACGACGACGACGAAGGAUGGAUCGGGAUGGAUCGGGAUGGAUCGAGGUGGAUCGAGGUGGAUCGGGAUGGAUCGAGGUGGAUCGGGAUGGAUCGGGAUGGAUCGGGAUGGAUGGAUCGGGAGGAUCGGAAUGUAUGAAAGGAUCGGGACGAAACAACGAUGGAAAUCCGAAAGAUCGGAAAACGAUGCUAAUCAACGAGAUCGCAAGGAACGGAAUGGAAAAGCGGGAUUCUACACUUUAA